Lobosporangium transversale is the source of this 330-nucleotide messenger RNA. RefSeq lists its product as hypothetical. NCBI's taxonomy places the organism in Eukaryota, Fungi, Mortierellomycota, Mortierellomycetes, Mortierellales, Mortierellaceae. The coding region runs from base 54 to 254 and encodes 66 amino acids. The transcript has a single exon. The record is from RefSeq and is a predicted model, not a curated record.
GUUCAAAAAAAAAAAAAUUUAAAUGCAAAUGACGGCAUCGAUAUCAUUCCCGGAUGUUUAUUUUAUUUUAUUUUAUUUUACUUUUAAUUUUAUAUCUACAGUACAUGUUUAAUUGUUUUCAUUUCCUGGCGUUCCUUUUCCGCUACGGGUGGGCUCCUUCCCCAACUUCUUCCUUCUCUCCCUCACUUAAUUGUCUUCUCUCUCUCUCUCUCUCUCUUUUCUUAUCUCAUGUUUUCACGCGCAUUAUAAAGUAGGGCUGUGAAGACUCUUUUGGAGGAGAAGUGGAGGGAAAGAGCGCCGACGAUAGUUUACAAAAUUAACAAAAUAAAC